AUGAAAGAUGGCGAGGAGCAGUGGAUUCUGAAAAGUGAGGAACAGGAACAUCUGGAUAAGCUGUGUCGCCCAGGGAUACCAUUUUCAACGCCUUCCUUGCCUGUUUUCAAAGAGGAGGAAACCCUUUCCUCCUCGCCUUCUGAAGAGAGUUGGGCGAUUGAGGGUGAGAGUAAGGAGCUAGAGCUGAUUGAAAUCUAUCGUUUGUGUCCGGGUCUGGAGUCCUAG
Messenger RNA from Penicillium canescens, 225 nucleotides. RefSeq lists its product as uncharacterized. NCBI's taxonomy places the organism in Eukaryota, Fungi, Ascomycota, Eurotiomycetes, Eurotiales, Aspergillaceae. The record is from RefSeq and is a predicted model, not a curated record. The transcript has a single exon. Bases 1 to 225 code for a protein of 74 amino acids.